CCGAUUGACAUGUCACAAACUUUUUUGGAGAAAUAUACAGUAGCUCCUGCCCCUAGUCGAGAUUAUUACGGACUUAAAAUCCAGGACGACGAGAUUAAAUUAUUUCACUGGCCGAUUCGUCAGAGACCCCACAAAGUGCCAAUCACGAGAGCCGCGAGUUUCCGAAACUGGAGGAAAGAUUCUCCUUUACAGAGCGAAAUUGAGCAAAUAUUUGGUAAUUCCUGGUUGGAAUAUGCGAACAGCAUCAUCGAGAAGAAGCAGUCCUUGCUGACACUUCCUAGAAAAAUUUUUACAAAUAUUUUAUCAUUUCUACCUGCAGAGGAUAUUCCUCAGUUGUUUCGACUGUCUCGAGCAUUCUGUGAGAUUUUGAAUAACGAAGAAACCUGGGAAGUGAUAUUUAAAAAGGUGAAAGGAGAAGAUUUCCAUCGCGCACAGAAGAGGUACGGCAUGUCUUACGGUUGGAAGCAGCUACUCAAAGAAACUCAAGACAUCAAGAUGGAGUCCCACGUUCCUAAAACUCUGAAAAUGAAAGAUCCCCUUUUCUUCUGGCGAGAGUCUCCACCACCCGAUGAUGUCCGACCCCAGCACAUGAAGCUAGAAGUGAAGAUUAAAAAAAAUCCCUCCAGGAAAUCCGCCCCAAGUGCCUUAAGCCUGAAAACCCUGGAAUUGAAUAUUGAAGAGGCUUUUGAAGAUAAAGCAAAAUUAUUUCAUAAAGAUUAUAAAGUAAAAUCUCGUGGGGUUCCCUCUGACGUCCAGUUGGAGGACAAUCAGAAGUCUGUGAACGUCCUGACCCUGCAGUCAUCGGAAUUCAAUUUGAAACCGAAGAAGGAAAACCCUGAGAAGCCGAAGACCUUCAAGGCCAGUCCUGCUCCAAGAUCGACGUACCAUUCAGGUGGAGAUAAACUUCUGCAGUCGAGAGUCUCAAGUCGCAGGAAGACGCCAUCGUCGAGUGGAUUAUCAUUAUCAUCAUCAUUGAGAACGAAAGAACGUCUCCUGGAGAAUUCAGUCAAGAAGAGCUUGAGCGGUUUCAAUCAGUCUACGAGCCCUCUCUCUGAAUUCGAUUGGCUGACCGGAUCAAUGUCUCGUUCUCGUGAUGACAUCAAGUCCUCGGACACCAACGACAUCACAAAUAAUGAAAAACCGAGGGAUCAGCGUGAGAUCAUCAAUCAGAAUAGAAGAUCUUCGACAAUGAAUGAGUUGGCAGCAAAGGAUCCGCCGGUUUUCAAGGAUUUAGCAGCGAAGAAUGAUUUGAAUGAAAAUUUUGGAAAGAAUCGUGGGAAAAUAAUGUCAAAGACUUCUGUCAGUUGCCAAUCCGUGCGACCGUCAAGUCUCAAGACCAAAACUGGAUUUGAUAUUCUGAAUUCUGAGUUUUUGAAGCAGAGGCUGGAGCUGCAGGCAAGACUGAGUGGCUCUAACUAUUCCCGUCUUGUUUCUGGAUUAAAUAAUUAUAAGACGUAAACUUUUCCCCUCGCGAUAAAUCAUCAUUGUC
Messenger RNA from Fopius arisanus, 1489 nucleotides. RefSeq lists its product as uncharacterized. Gene Ontology annotation, molecular function: protein binding. The transcript is spliced from 5 exons. Bases 10 to 1458 code for a protein of 482 amino acids. The record is from RefSeq and is a predicted model, not a curated record. NCBI's taxonomy places the organism in Eukaryota, Metazoa, Arthropoda, Insecta, Hymenoptera, Braconidae.